UUUAUGUUCCUCUCCUUAGUUACAGGAAGUAUACCCAGAGGAAAUGAAAUAUAAUGAUGAUUGUGAUGAUAAACAUUUUAGUAUAGGACUCAGUAAACUUUGUGAAAUUAUUCUUGGUAAACCUUUAAAUAAGGAAGAACGUUUAUGUGAUUGGGAGAAGAGACCUUUGACUGAUUCACAGCUUGAAUAUGCAGCACUUGACGCUUACUGUUUACUGCAAAUGUAUGAUAAAUUGAAGAAAUUUGCAUCAGAAAAAAGUAUGAAUUUUGAUCAUUUGUGUACAGUGGCUAUUGUAAUGACAACUUCACUUUGGAAGCCAAAGAAAAAAAUAAAAGGGAACAGAACUGGGAGAUCUCUCAACAUUCAGACACCAGUUCCUGUAGAGCAGUUUAAAGUGGUAAUGGAUUCUGAUUUAGAAAUAUUGGGCAAGAAGUUGAAAGGAUAUGGAGCUGAUGUUUUAAUUUUUGACAAAUCUGAUGCACCUGAAGAUAUUGCAGCAGUAGCAGAAUCAGAUGGAAGGAUAAUUAUUUGUUCUGAAAAAAUUGGGGAAAUGGUGAAAGAUAAAGUAAAGGAUGGCUUUUGUUACACUGUAUCAAAAAAUCCUGAUGAAUUAAGUGUAGUUUCUGAUGUAAUCCAGUAUUUUAAUGUACAGUUAAAUAGGAAGAAGAUAUUUUCACGUUGCUUUAUCUGCAGUAAUGAAGAUUGCAUAAAAUUACAGCCAGAUGAUAUGAAUUUAUUAAGAAAACUGGUAUCGGUAAAAGAGUCAAAUGCUCAAACAUGUGAUUUAAGCCUGCUAAGAAGUGAAUUGGAACCAGUUGUAAAUCGCUUGUUUAGUUCAGAAACUGUGUUAAAAUUUAAUAAUUAUAGCAAUACUGGAAUGCAUAAAAUGGAAACACUUUUGUGUACAAAAUGUGGUAAUAUAUUUUGACAAAAGCUAGUAAACUAUUUUGUAAAUAGAAAUAAUGUACAGAAAUAUUUCUGUAGAUAUAGAUUAUUUAAAUAAAAUUGUUUUUAAAAAAUAAAUUUGGUUU
This is a messenger RNA of Stegodyphus dumicola, 1031 nucleotides long. RefSeq names its product exonuclease mut-7 homolog. Gene Ontology annotation, biological process: nucleobase-containing compound metabolic process. Lineage: Eukaryota; Metazoa; Arthropoda; Arachnida; Araneae; Eresidae. Gene Ontology annotation, molecular function: 3'-5' exonuclease activity; nucleic acid binding. The record is from RefSeq and is a predicted model, not a curated record.